GCGUAUUGGUUGGAAGUAUUAGGUCUUAACAAAUUCUUUAGAAUACACCAAAGACUAUUCUUUGUCCAGUUAGUCAUGGAGCACAUUGUUAGAUGUCUGUUAGUUUCCUCUUUGAUUGUGAUGGUGUCUUGCAAAAGCGCUUUCCGAGAAAAGAUGUUCUUUCUCCAACGGCCGUCAGGAGAAGAAAAUAAGACUUUAUUAGUCGUUACUUGGUCCGAAGGAAGUCAGCCAGAAGCAACAGGCUGUGAAAUAUUCACAGAUGAGGAACUGAUCCAAAAUAUACUGAAAUUGUCACCAGAUCAGUCUGUUAAAAAACCAAGCCCGGAAGAAAUGAAGAGUCUUCUUGAGGAUUGCACAGAAAUUUCCAUUCGCAGAAAACGCAGCGCUGAACAUGAAACUCGUCGUACUGGAGAUGAUAGGCGUAUUUAUGCAAAUGAACCUCAUACUAGAAAUGGCAGACGAAGUCAUUCAUAUGAAUCUCAUACUGUAAAUAGCAGAAGAAAUGACUUCAAUGAUGGGAAUAACAGAAGAGUUGUAAUCAAAGAAAGUUGGUCGAAUGGCGAUAGAUCAAGCAUCAAUGAAAAUGGUGCAAAUUACGACAACACUGAAGAUUAUGAAAGCGCAACGAUGACUCCACCUAAUAAAAUGGAAGGUCCGAAAAAGGAAUCAUCAACCACAGAAGGAUAUGAUGGGUUACCUGUAAUUUUCCCAGGUACAAAAUGGUGUGGAGCAGGAGAUAUAGCAAAGAAUUAUGAUGACCUCGGUUUACACCAGGACACUGAUAGAUGCUGCAGAGCUCAUGAUCUCUGCAAUGAUACACUGGCACCAGGAGAAACGAGGAACAAUUUGACCAAUAAUUCACCUUUUACUAAGUUGAGCUGCAAAUGUGAUCAGGAGUUUUAUGAUUGUCUGGAUCGUGUUAACUCUGUCACUGCUAAUACCAUUGGUAAUAUGUAUUUCAAUUUGCUCAAGAGAGAAUGUUACAAGAAAGAUAAUCCACGUUCAUCGCAAUGCAAGAGAUACAGAUCGUUACUGAAGAUAACAUGCAAAGAAUAUGAAAAAGACGCAAAUGCUCCGGAGGUCUACCAGUGGGUGCCCGCUAAAACAUACAAGAAUUUACCAGUGCCUGGACCUUUUAGUGUGACUCUGCCUUUCUAAUCCGAAACUAAAGAAAAUAAAGAACUAUUAUGCUAUAAAUUCAAUCGAAUUCUCUGCUGACAUGGUUAGAUAAGAAAGGCUCCAAAUCAUACGACGUGUAAAUUCAAAAAUAUGUUGUUAUUAAAUGUUUGUUUGUUUCAGAA
Messenger RNA from Stegodyphus dumicola, 1301 nucleotides. RefSeq lists its product as uncharacterized. Gene Ontology annotation, molecular function: A2-type glycerophospholipase activity. The record is from RefSeq and is a predicted model, not a curated record. Gene Ontology annotation, biological process: arachidonate secretion; phospholipid metabolic process. Lineage: Eukaryota; Metazoa; Arthropoda; Arachnida; Araneae; Eresidae.